AUGGCUGGGAAGUUGGAAUUGGGUCCUCCGAAGUCUGAUGUUUCCAAUCCGAAGGAACAAGCGGCGAGAAAGAUACUGAAAAUUGUUCGAUCUCAAGGGCAUCCAUAUGUGGAGUUGCGUGAGAAUGGGAAGAAAUCCAUUUAUUUCUGUACUUUGUGUCUUGCACCGUGUUAUAGUGAUGAUGUUCUGUUUGAUCACUUGAAAGGUAAUCUUCAUAAGGAGAGAUUGUCUGCUGCUAAGGUGACCCUGCUUGGACCGAAACCAUGGCCUUUUAACGAUGGUCUUGUUUUCUUUGAUACUUCUACUGAAAGUGAUAUAGACUUGGAAGUUGCACAUAGUUACCAAAACAGGUUGUUGAAAUUUAAAAACAAUGACAAUAGUCUUGCUAUUGUGAAGUUUGAUGAAGGGGUUCAGUCAAAUGCCGAACCAUUGUCGAUUGAUGGUACGCAAGAUGAUGAGUGUGGACUAGUGAUUCCUCAUAUGCUGAUCGGAGAUGAAAUAUUUGAUGUAAAAGUUAGCGAAGUGGGGUUGGGGAAGAUUGCUGCAAGAUUUCUUGAGAAGUGCAGCGCGUUGAAUGGAAUUAAAAGAAUAUGGUGUGAAUGGUUAGGAAAAGAAAGUAAUGAUCAACAAAAUUGUAUUGAGGUUCUAGAGCAUGAUUUUGCAAUCGUAAUUUUUGCCUAUAAUUAUGAUCUGGGCCGGUCCGGUUUGCUUGAUGAUGUCAAGUCAUUACUUCCGUCUGCUUCUGGUGGCAGAAAGGGGAAGCUAUCAUUGUCUGACUCUGAUGAUAUUAGCGAUUCUUUAAACAAUCAGUAUGAUUCGUCUGCAGAAGAGUCGUCCGAUUCUAACAAUUCCAGCUCACGAUUGACACUAGAUCAAUUCAACAAUCAUCUUCUUUGCACAAGGUUCAUUUCAAGCAAGGCAGUGAGGAAAGAAUUGAGACGGAAGCAGCGGCUGGCAGCAGAGAAAGUGUGUAACAUCUGUCAACAAAAAAUGCUUCCUGGAAAAGAUGUAGCUGCACUUUUGAAUUUGAAGACUAGAAGAGUAGCGUGCAGCAGUCGGAAUAAAACUGGGGCAUUUCAUGUCUUUCAUACAUCCUGCCUUAUACAUUGGAUAAUCUUGUGUGAAUUUGAGAUAAUCACAAAUCAUUUAGUCCGUCCAAAUGUUAGACGAAUAGUGAAGAGAAAGAUUGCGGAAGAUGGUGAGAAAAUUGGAAAAGAAAAAGAUGUGGGGAAACAUAUAAGGACUGUAUUCUGCCCAGAGUGCCAAGGUACUGGAAUGGUCAUUGAUGGAGAUGGGGUUGAACAGCCAGAAUUUUCUCUGUCUCAGAUGUUCAAAUUCAAAAUAAAGGCAUGUGAUGCACGCAGAGAAUGGAUCAAGAGCCCCGAAGUUUUGCAGAAUUGUUCAACUGGGUUUCACUUCCCUUCACAAUCAGAAGAGAUAUUUGAGGAAAAAGUGGAACCCAUAAAUUUGCUGCAUUUUUAUCGUGCUGAUGUUCAGAGUGGGACAUAA
This is a messenger RNA of Sphenostylis stenocarpa, 1509 nucleotides long. The record is from the annotation of a GenBank genome assembly. Lineage: Eukaryota; Viridiplantae; Streptophyta; Magnoliopsida; Fabales; Fabaceae.